GUCAAGCAAAAGUCUCUCUCUCUCUCUCUCUGUGUCCAGUCAUCUCCUUGUUUCCAGCUUCAGCCCCCACGCAUUGAUUAAGAAACAACACAAGCCGUUGUCCCCUCUCAGAUUCCACUGUUGAUCCAUUCCCGUUUUCGAAAUCUCCUCCCUUGUCUGCUUCCACCUUCCUCUUUUCUCUUUGUUUAUUGUCUUUAAGCUCCACAAUUCUUUGUUUCCUGUUAAGUUAGGUGGGCUGUGCACCUUCCUUCUGUCAGGAUUCUCUUUGCUUGGCCCCCUUCUGCUGACAAAAAGCCUAUAGGAGCAAAAGAAUCAAAUCACCCACCACAUAACCACUAUAUAGAGGGAAACAUAACCGAAGUCUAUUAUCUUUCAAGAAUUUUCCCUCAUUAGCCUCCCCUCAAGAUGAAGGCAAUAAUGGCCAAGACCCCUCAUGACUCUUCUUUCUCUUUCUCCAGGAGAUAUUUCAACUGGAGAAAAAAAGUUGUUGAAGAAGAUGAUGAUGAAGAAAUCUUAACUUUCAACUCUUCCUCACAUUUCUUCUGUGGGGAGGAGUUGAAAGACGAGCAACUUGGAAUCACACUGCCCUCUGUAGGGGUGCCUCCUGCAGUUCGCGCACCUAGGAAAAAGCUUCCUAUUGUAGCAGUUUCUAAGGUGCUAUCUGCUCUUACUGUCUUCAGCAAGGGCCGGCCAACCUAUCAUUCCGGCGUAGGAACCAGAUUGAUAGGUACCCUUUUUGGGUAUCGUCGCGGCCACGUCCAUUUUGCAUUUCAAGAGGAUGCCAAACUGAAUCCAGCUUUCUUGAUUGAACUGGCAAUGCCAACUAGUGUAUUAGUUCGAGAAAUGGCUUCUGGGUUAGUUAGAAUUGCUUUAGAGUGCGAAAAGAAGCCGCAGAAAAAGGCAGGGAAGUUGCUGGAGGAGCCUCUGUGGAGGACUUAUUGCAAUGGCAAGAAAUGUGGGUAUGCAGUGAGGCGUGACUGUGGUCCUGAAGUGUGGAAGGUUUUGAAGGCAGUGGAGCCAAUUUCUAUGGGUGCUGGUGUGCUGCCAGGGAAUGAAGUAGGGUCCGAAGGGGAACUCAUGUACAUGAGAGCCAGGUUUGAGAGAGUUGUUGGGUCAAAAGACUCGGAAGCAUUUUACAUGAUGAAUCCUGAUGGGGCUGGAGGUCCUGAACUGAGUGUUUACUUGCUUAGAGUUUAGGUUUAUGGUCCCUGUAGUGGGUAGCAUACUAGCAUCUGCAAUCCAUCCAUUUCACCGGUGCUUUUUUUUUUUCCCUUGCUUUCUGAUGUUUUUGCAGUCUUUAGCCGUUCAGCCAAGCUUUAAAAAAGAAAGCGUAUGGAGGUAAUGAGGGUCAUUCUCCAUGUGGCUUAAGCUGUUUUUUGACUUCGUUUUGGGAGGGCCAAGUGUGGGAUUAGUAGUUUGUAUCAUGCUUAGUAUUCUCUAGGUAAUAUGAGGUGAAGCAGUAAUAUAAUAUGGAAUGGCAGAUGGGUGUGGGGUAUAUUUAUGUAUAGUGUUUUGUCAACUCUUUUUCCAUUCUUUGAUGGGUGGGAAUGGUUUUGCCUUCAUGAAAUCUAUGUUAUUCCACUUUUGGACAAUUGCUCUUGGCUAAGAUGAAAUUGCAGUUAUACACACUUUUGGUUUGCA
Hevea brasiliensis (rubber tree) is the source of this 1641-nucleotide messenger RNA. Its product is annotated as protein MIZU-KUSSEI 1. NCBI's taxonomy places the organism in Eukaryota, Viridiplantae, Streptophyta, Magnoliopsida, Malpighiales, Euphorbiaceae. The record is from RefSeq and is a predicted model, not a curated record. The transcript has a single exon. The coding region runs from base 406 to 1197 and encodes 263 amino acids. Gene Ontology annotation, biological process: hydrotropism.